AUGAGCCGCGCCGGGAGCUGGGACAUGGACGGGCUGCGGGCGGACGGCGGGGCCGGCGGGGCGGCCCCGGCCUCCUCGUCCUCCUCCUCCUCUGUGGCGGCAGCGGCGCCGGGCCAGUGUCGCGGCUUCCUCUCGGCGCCAGUGUUCGCCGGCACACACUCUGGGCGCGCUGCGGCCGCGGCGGCGGCGGCGGCCGCGGCGGCGGCGGCGGCUUCAGGCUUCGCGUACCCCGGAACCUCUGAGCGCGCGGGCUCUGCCUCGUCGUCGUCAUCUUCGGCGGUGGUCGCGGCGCGCCCGGAGGCUCCCUCCGCCAAAGAGUGCCCGGCGCCCGGCGCAGCCGCUGCAGCGCCCCCGGGCGCCCCGGCCCUGGGUUACGGCUACCACUUCGGCAACGGCUACUAUAGCUGCCGCAUGUCGCACGGCGUGGGCUUACAGCAGAAUGCUCUCAAGUCGUCGCCGCACGCCUCGCUGGGCGGCUUCCCGGUGGAGAAGUACAUGGACGUGUCGGGCCUGGCAAGCAGCAGCGUACCAGCCAACGAGGUGCCCGCGCGAGCCAAGGAGGUGUCUUUCUACCAGGGCUACACGAGCCCCUACCAGCAUGUGCCCGGCUACAUCGACAUGGUGUCUACCUUCGGCUCCGGGGAGCCUCGGCAUGAGGCGUACAUCUCCAUGGAAGGCUACCAGUCUUGGACGCUGGCCAACGGGUGGAACGGCCAGGUGUACUGCGCCAAGGACCAGCCACAGGGCUCUCACUUUUGGAAGUCAUCCUUUCCAGGGGAUGUGGCUCUGAAUCAGCCAGACAUGUGUGUCUACCGUCGAGGGAGAAAGAAGAGGGUGCCCUACACCAAACUGCAGCUCAAAGAACUGGAGAAUGAGUACGCCGUUAACAAGUUCAUUAACAAGGACAAGCGGCGGCGAAUCUCGGCUGCCACGAACCUAUCCGAGAGACAAGUGACCAUUUGGUUUCAGAACCGAAGAGUGAAAGACAAGAAAAUCGUCUCCAAGCUCAAAGAUACUGUCUCCUGAUGUGGGCCAGAUUGGCCAGA
Cervus elaphus (red deer) is the source of this 1046-nucleotide messenger RNA. RefSeq names its product homeobox D13 (gene HOXD13). The transcript is spliced from 2 exons. The record is from RefSeq and is a predicted model, not a curated record. Gene Ontology annotation, molecular function: RNA polymerase II cis-regulatory region sequence-specific DNA binding; DNA-binding transcription factor activity, RNA polymerase II-specific. Bases 1 to 1026 code for a protein of 341 amino acids. Gene Ontology annotation, biological process: regulation of transcription by RNA polymerase II. Lineage: Eukaryota; Metazoa; Chordata; Mammalia; Artiodactyla; Cervidae.